AUUUGUAUAUUUCCUUGUAAUCUGUACAGAUUUGAAUAAUUAGGUACAAUCCCAUAAAUCAAGGGAUUCUAGAAUAAAAUAGAGUUAUUAUAUUUCCUAAAAUAGCAUAGGUCUCCUGUAUAUAUCUUGUAUGAUCUCUUUGUAUUAUGAAAUAGAAAAUCAGUUUUCAUUUAACCUAAUUUUCCAGAUGGUAUCAGGGCUUCUGACCUAGGAAGCUUUGUCUGCGCACUGUAAACCCUAAAUUGGCAGCCUGCAUUGCUGCUGCAUUUUUUCCCUAACCCGAAGACGGCAGCCUGCAUUGCUGCUGCAUUUUUUCUAACCCUAAGACGGCAGCCUGCAUUGCUGCUGCAUCUUUCCCUGCUAUUUUCUCUGUGCCUUAAUCGCACAACCUUUCCUUUUAUUCUUCACCACUCAGCCACCUUGCUAUAAUGUCAGGGGAAAAGGAGGUUGUGAACCCAACCCCAGAAACAGGGAAUACCCAAUCCCAGCAACCUGGAGAACUGCAGAAUAUUCAUUCUGCAUAUAGACUAAAUGAAAGAAAUUAUUUGAAGUGGGCCCAACUUGUUCGUACAGUGUUGAAGGGAAAAGGGAAGUUGAGUCACCUGACGGAGUAUGGACCUAAACAGGAGGAUCCCAAGUUUACUACAUGGGAUGAGGAAGAUUCAAUGAUCAUGGCGUGGCUGUGGAAUUCAAUGAUUCCAGAAAUUAGUGACACCUGCAUGUUCCUUAACUCAGCAAAAGAGAUUUGGGAUGCAGUAGAACAAACCUACUCUAAAGCCAAAGAUGCUGCUCAAGUAUAUGAAGUAAAGGUGAAAACUUUGGCAGCAAAACAAGGGAACAAGACUGUUACAGAAUAUGCCAAUCAGCUGAAAUCAUUAUGGAUGGAGCUAGACCAUUAUAGAGUCAUAAAAGCCAAAUGUACUGAAGAUUCAGCACUUCUCAAGGACUAUAUCGAGCAAGACAGAGUUUAUGAUUUCCUUGUUGGUUUGAAUCCUGAAUUUGAUCAAGUAAGGAUUCAAAUAUUGGGGAAGCAAAAGGUACCAUGCUUCAAUGAAGUGGUGGCUAUUGUGAGAAGUGAAGAAAGUAGAAGGAGUCUCAUGUUAGAGAGUCCAGCAGUAGAGAACUCAGCAAUGGUGGCUGACCAUAAAGGAGAUCACACUUUGGCCAUGAUAGCCGAAUAGAAGAAAGGAGGAUCAACAAAUGUGGACAAGAAAGAUGAUGGUCUAUGGUGUACCUACUGCAAUAAGCCCCGUCAUACUCGAGAGAAGUGCUGGAAGUUGCACGGGAAGCCUUUAAAUCGAGACCGAGAAGGGGGAUAUAGAGGAGGCUCCUCAAGGAAAGGAGGACAAGUUUAUGUUGCUGCUGGAACAAAUGAAGAAAAAAAACUAGAAGCUACUGCCCAUCUUAACCAAGAGGAGAUAGAGAGGAUGAGAGCCCUCCUUAGUAAGCUGGAAAAACAAACAGGUGUGUGUUCUUUGGCAUACUCAGGACAAGGAUUCGGGGAGGACGAUUGGACAUGCUAGAGAAUGGAAUG
Molecule: messenger RNA, 1534 nt
Organism: Cajanus cajan (pigeon pea)
Lineage: Eukaryota; Viridiplantae; Streptophyta; Magnoliopsida; Fabales; Fabaceae
Source: RefSeq, a predicted model, not a curated record